AUGCUAGCCUUGGGCAACUCUGUACUUCUUUCAACUGCUCACUCAAUGGACAUGCAACACACAACACAGCCUGCAAACACCGAUCAACCUCCAGCUGAAAAUGCCAUCAUGUCGCCGAGAGACAAACAGUUUUGCAACAAUCUUCUCAAAUCCUUAAAGAAGAAUCCACACGCUUUGCCGUUUCUUGUUGCUGUCGAUCCAGUCGCACUCAACUGCCCCGACUAUCCUGAUAUUGUAAAGAACCCAAUGGAUCUUGGAACGAUUCAGACAAAGCUCCACAGCGAUCAGUAUGACUCCAUCGACGCGUUCGCCAACGAUAUCCAGCUCAUGUUCAACAACUGCUACCUUUAUAAUGGCCCCUAUGAUCCAGUGACAUUGGAAGGUCGAAAGCUCGAAGAAGCAUAUCGACGUGGCAUGGAAAAAAGACCUAUCCCAAUUCAAGCAGCUGGUGAACUCAUGCCGGAUGAUGAAUUCAAACGAUGUGAAAAGACGCUAAAGGAACUCAAAAAGCCAAAGCAUCUUGAAGACGCAUGGAUCUUUUUGAAGCCUGUGGAUGCCGGCGCAUGGGGUGCAGUGGACUACUACGACAUCAUUAAAACGCCGAUGGACUUGUCGACAAUGGAAAAGAAGUUGCUCGAAUACGAAUACGCCAACGAACAAGAGUUUGUCAACGACAUGCAUUUGAUGUUUCAAAAUUGCUACACCUACAAUCCACCGGGUCACCCAGUUCAUCAAUCGGGAAAGAACCUCGAGGCAACAUUCGAAGCUUAUUGGGAAAAGCUACAUGAAAAGAAAGAAAAGAAGAAGAGCAGUGCCAGCAAAUCAUCAAAAGGAUUGAAGCGUGACAUUGCUCCAAUCGACAGUAUACCACCUCAACCCAAACGAGCACGUGAAGACGUAGAAGAAUUGGAUCCAUCAAAAGAACCGAAAUCAUCAGUGUUAAGGCUCAGGAUACCGACAGCAUCCUUGAAACAAAAUCAACCACCACCACAAUCUACAACAACACCUACAUCAGCAUCAUCCGUACCAGCAUCUAAUAAUAAUAAUCAAUUGCAUCUCGCCAUUUCAAAGCAUCCACCAGCAUCACAAUCCGCAUCAUCAUCUUCAGCAACAGCAUCCACUACUACCAAUACAAAACGACUCGCCCUAUCCGACACCAAACUUUCCACUCCCACAAAGUCCAACGCUCCUCCUUUGGCACUCUCCGCACAAAGAAAACCCAAGAUCACAAACGCCACUGCACGACCGCAUGAGGCCAACAAAGGUGUGCCAAACAAAGUGGCCAACAAGCUCCCUAGCAAACCAGUACCUAAGAAACCUGCUCCUCAAGCCUUUGAUGUGGGUGUACUUUUGGAUGGAAUUGCACAAGAAAAGGAACAACGUGAACGAGAGAAACGUCUUCAACAAGAACAACAACAACGGCUUGAGGAUGAAAAACGAGAAAAGGAGAUGCGACGACGUCAAGAAGAAGAGCUUAGGAGACAGGAAUGGAGAGAUUGGGCUACAAAGAAAAAGGAGAGUGAUCGAAGCAAAAGGAUGGCAGCACUUGAGGCUUCGCCGAUUAAUAUCAGCCGGGACAAGUUGCGAUUCCACAAAUUCGAAAAAGAGUUAAGUAAAAGUCGAGAUUGGCAUCAACUUUAUGGAUUUCAACGAGACGCAUUGCAAUACCAUCGAUAUCCAAUGCCUGGAUUUGUCAGAAAUUCACAACGGAGCAUUUCCGAUGUCAAAGCCAUGCUGUUGAACGCGACGUUUCGACACCGACGCCAGGAUGAACAAAUGCAUCACGAGGAUAGCGUGCAAGACAUGGAUAUGGAUCUCGAGUAA
This is a messenger RNA of Lichtheimia ornata, 1824 nucleotides long. RefSeq lists its product as uncharacterized. The transcript has 9 exons. The record is from RefSeq and is a predicted model, not a curated record. Bases 1 to 1824 code for a protein of 607 amino acids. Gene Ontology annotation, biological process: chromatin remodeling; regulation of DNA-templated transcription. Gene Ontology annotation, cellular component: chromatin; nucleus. Lineage: Eukaryota; Fungi; Mucoromycota; Mucoromycetes; Mucorales; Lichtheimiaceae.